Molecule: messenger RNA, 6989 nt
Organism: Thunnus maccoyii (southern bluefin tuna)
Lineage: Eukaryota; Metazoa; Chordata; Actinopteri; Scombriformes; Scombridae
Gene: jarid2b
Product: jumonji, AT rich interactive domain 2b
Exons: 17
Coding region: 981-5567 (1528 amino acids)
Biological process (GO): chromatin remodeling
Cellular component (GO): nucleus
Molecular function (GO): histone demethylase activity; DNA binding
Source: RefSeq, a predicted model, not a curated record
CUCACUAAAGACCCCUUUUAACAAUGCUUGUUGUAGGGGAAUAUUUUUUUAUUAAGCUGUUAAAACUCUCAAUAGAAGCAAUAGUGUUUUGAAUAAAUUGUGGCUUUGAUGUGCUAUAUGUUCGCUGCGGUGGCUGAUGUCAUGGGUUUGUUGCUUAGAUUGAAACUGACUGGAAAAAAAUGGCCAUGUCUUGGAAAAGGAUGUAUGUGUGUGUGUGUGUGUGUGUGUGUGUGUGUGUGUGUGACUUCUGGUGACCCUCUUCGACAAUAACAUCUUCUGUCUCGGUCUCGCUGGGAGAGAUUAGCAACACAUGAACUCGCAGUCCCAUGAUGCUUUUUUCAUUUGCUUCCUACCUAUUCAUCACCAUAACACUCUCCUAUCACGGCAUUGUGCGGUGGAUGCCGUCCUUCGCACAUUGUUAUGCUAAUGUGUCGCCCUGUGUCUUGCUGCAAGCUAAUGCUAUGUUAUGCUAAUGUUGUGUCAUGCCAAUGUCACGAUAUAGUGAGAUUCUCCAUUAUACUAGAAUUUUGUUGUCUGUUUUUCUUUACUAAAGCCAUCAUAAGUUUUCAUGCAAUUCCCCACUGAAUACAACAUCUUUGUGUUUUCCGUAUUUUAUUGUUAUUUUAAGAGACAAAUGGUUAAAAAGCAACCAUCAAAUGCCAUGUAAAAUGCUAACUAGCUGUAUCUACUGGUGUGGUAUAUCAUGAAGCAAGCUUAUUUUUCCAGGCAGUUUUCAGAGAGUUUUCAUAUUGCAGAAAGGUACAGAGUAACUCUGUGGCAUUUCUUAAUUGUCUCAAGAAGGUAACAGUUUUACAGACUGUGCUGAAACUCAACACACAUCUCAACACAACUGGCCUGUAAGCGUUUCCUAACCUUGACCUCAAGUCACACUUUUAUGGCCAUGCUGUUGUCUGACAACAGUAACAAAGGAAAACGCUCAGCAUAAACAGGUCCAACUUGCAAGGCUGCAGCCUAUAUUAAUGGGCUACUCAUUGUCUUGUCUGCCAGAUUUUUUCAAAAAUAGCGUGAUAAUUCAGAGGUGUUUAUCAGCUGAGUACCAGCUGAUAAACCCGGUGUUCCUGUUCCCACAAGAACAGGAACACACGCAUAACUGUUUUUUUUUUUUGGUUUUUUUUAAUGGGGGAAAGAACCCACUUUUUCUGUGUGUGAUGAUAGUUUAUAAUACUGACCCAUUGUUUCUUUGUCGGAUGUUUCCACAGGAUGACAGUGAUGGGAUCCCGUGGUCGGAGGAGCGGGUGAUGCGGAAGGUGCUUUACCUCUCCCUAAAGGAGUUUAGGACUGCACAGAAACGGCAGCUGGAUGGUGACGGCACCACAAACUCCAAUGGUUCCCUAGCCAAUGGGCAGCUGAACAGCUCGGGGUCAAAGGGCAGCCACAAAGAAGAUGGGUCCUUGCGCUCUCAGAGCCUGGAUGGGAGCAGUGAGUACUGUGAGGACGGUCCUGCUAAGAAGAGACCGCGGCUCCAGGCCCAGAGGAAGUUUGCCCAGUCGCAGCCUAACUCACCCAGCACUACGCCCGUCAAGGUGGCUGAACCAAGCAGCCUGAACACCGGCCAGGCCACCGUGCCCUCCUCCCUCUCGUCACUCUCCUCCUCAUCCCUGUCCUCCUCUAUUCAGGACCUGUCCAGACGCAAGCCCAAGACAGAGGACUUCCUCACCUUCCUCUGCCUCAGAGGUUCAUCGGCCCUGCCCAGCAACAUGGCCUACUUUGGAAGCUCCCAGGAGGAGGAGGACCUAGAGGAGGACGAGGAGGAGGAGGAGGAGGAGGUGAGGAACGGAGGUGGUACUCACUCCCACGGUGGGGCGAGCAGCAGCCAAGCCUCAGCCUCCUCCUCCUGCCACUCGACACCCCGCAAGGGCAAGCUCCCCGCCAGGCAGCCACUCAAUGGGCACGUGUUCAACAGCCACGGUAAAGCAGGGACAAGGGAGAGUCCGAGGCCCAAGGCUGGGACUCACGGCAGGGACGCGCCUGCCCCGCCACUGCCACCUCCUCCGCCUCCACCUCCGCCCCUCCUGAGGGAGCGCAGCGAGCGGGCAGAGGCACGGGAGCACGCUAGGGUGCAGCAGGCCAUGGCCAGCGGUCGAGGCUCAGCCAACGGGCUGCCGUCGAGGAGAGCUGCCGAGGAGCUUCGCAAGCAGGUCUCUAAAGUGAACGGGCUGACGCGGGCGGGCUCGGCACAAGCCGUCAGUGGUGCCAAGAAGAGCCGCGACUUCCGAUUGCCGUCCAAAACUGUGAAGAAGUACACAGCCACCGUGUCCAAGGGCCAUGUCACCUACACCAAAGCCAAACAGAAAGAACUAGGCAAGAAAACCAAACUCAGCAGCAGCAACAAACACAACAGCGCCGCCUCGGCAUCAUCGUCAGCGAACAAUCACAAUCAGCACAGCCAGCCAGCAGCCAGCAAUGGGCUGGCCAACUCAGGAAAAGCAGUGGCACCAGCCCACCACAGCAAUGCAAAAACCCGCAAACAGGUGCUACUAUCCAAUGGCCUGCACAAUGUUGGCGUCCGCCUCAAUGGCAGGCUAAAUGGGCAGCGGCACAACACCCUGGCCAAGGAGGACGGGCAGAGACAGUGCCAGCAGGGCCAGGGGGAGUGCCCAGGUCGAGAGGGACUGCGUAACUCCAAGCGGCGUCUGGAGGUGGUGCUCAAUUCAGUGGGGACAGGGGCUGUUGAGCAAAAGGCCAAAACCCCCGGCACUGAGGCCAAGAAGGCCAAGCUUCAACCCACGCCUCUGGAGACGCGCAGCAGCAGCAAGAAGGUAGCCAAUCAAGAAAAAGCUGCCACGCAAACUACCACCCCUACCACUCCAGUUUCUAAUGGACAUGUAUCAGAAACACCCUCUUCUCCCACACAAACUCCACCCGCUACUCCACUUCCACCUCCUACUCCCCCACCUCAACAAACCCCGCCUUCUUCUAUACCAGCAGCCAAUGUGGAGCCGGUGAACCAGCGACCUAAGCGGGCAUCGGCCGGCAAGCUGAUGUUGAUCCGACAAGCACAGCAGCAGCAGAGCAGGUCUCAUAGUCGGAGCUCCUGCUCUUCCUCCCCUUCAUCAGGCCAGAAUCACCCACAGAUCCCGAGUCGCGCAAGCACUACCUCAGACCCCCAACAAACCUCUGUCUCCUCCUCCACCACCACUUCCUCUCUGCUUACUUCCACCAACAGCCCCGGACAGCUCAAACCAGCAGCACUGCGGCCUGCUGACCGUGACAAGGAGUGGGAGCGUGAGAAAGAGAUUGUGCGCCAGAAGGAGCGCGAGCAGGAGAAGGAGUGGGAUUGGCAGCGGAGCAGGCCAGAGGGCUGGGCAGCGCUGGGUGAAGUCCCCGUCUUCCGGCCAACGCCGCGGGAGUUCCAGGACCCCCUGGUGUACUUGGAUGCGGUGAGGGAACAGGCCGAAGCGGCUGGCAUGUGCCGCGUGGUGCCACCAUCAGACUGGCGGCCGGAGUGCAAGCUGAGCGAGGAGAUGCGUUUUGUUACACAGGCGCAGAGGGUCCACAUGCUGGGACGGCGCUGGGGCCCCAAUGUGCAGCGGCUGGCCUGCAUCCGGAAGCACCUCAAAUCUCAGGGCAUUACCAUGGAUGAGCCACCUGUCAUUGGUGGCUGUGAAGUGGACCUGGCACGUUUUUUCCAGCUCAUCAAUGACAUGGGCGGCAUGCAGCAGGUGAUGGACCUGAAGAAGUGGACCAAGCUGGCCGACCUUCUGCGCAUCCCCAAGUCAGCACAGGACCGGCUGGCCAAGCUGCAAGAGGCUUACCUCCAGUACGUGCUCUCCUAUGACUCACUCACCUCCGAGGAGCGCAUCCGACUGCAGGCCGAGGUGCUGCAGGAGAAAAAGCAGUUGGAGUCGCGUCGGGGACCUCUGGAGGGUCUCUUGGACUCCUCAGCACCUACCGCGCUAGUGCUGCCACGCUAUGAGCCCAAGAAUGGGCUUGUAGGUGGGGUGGUAGGAGGGGCAACAGGGAACCACCGCACCAAUGGAGUGUAUCAUCGUCUGAAGGAGUUGGAGGCUCAGGUCAAAGCGGGCCGGCGCCGGCUCUUCGCUCAGGAAAAACAAGGCAAAGAGGACAGGCAGCAUGGGGAGGAGCAGGAGGAGGAGGAGAGGGGUAUUCUCGGUGACCAGCACAAAUGUAUUUACAAGGUGAGGAUGAAGAAGACAUUUGCUGUUAAUGGCACACAUUUGAAGCAUACAGACAAGAGGCACGGGAAAUCGGUGUCUUUGACGAACUUCUUCAGGAUAGCCCGGAACACCAUGACCAUGUGCUUUAACAAGGAACCAGGGGCUGCUGAGGUCGAGCAAGAGUACUGGAGGAUUGUGGAGCAGAGAGACAGCCACGUGGCAGUGCAUUGUGGGAAGGUGGACACCAGUACACAUGGGAGUGGUUUCCCCACAGGAAAGUCAGAGCCAUUUUCAAAACAUGGAUGGAACCUCACUGUCCUCCCCAAUAACUCUGGAUCCAUUCUGAGGCAUCUGGGUGCUGUGCCUGGGGUGACCAUUCCCUGGCUAAACAUUGGCAUGGUCUUUUCUACCUCAUGCUGGUCUCGAGACCAAAAUCGCCUUCCAUAUAUUGAUUACUUACACACUGGUGCUGAUUGCAUUUGGUAUUCUGUCCCUGCUGAGGAGAAGGCUAAGCUGGACAAGGUGGUCCAUACACUGCUUCAGGCCAAUGGCACCCCAGGACUAGAAAUGUUGGAGAAGAACAUCAUGAUCUCUCCAGAGGUGCUGUGCCGCGAAGGCAUCAAGGUUUACCGCACGGUGCAGAGGAGCGGCCAGUUUGUGGUCUGCUUCCCCGGUGCCUUUGUCGCUAAAGUGUGCUGUGGCUACUGCGUGUCAGAGACGGUGCACUUUGCCACACCGCACUGGAUGAACCUGGGUUACCAGGCCGCAAAGGACCUGAAAUGUCGUCGUAUAGCCAAACCCUUCUCCAUGGAGAAGCUACUGUACCAGAUCGCCACAGCCGAGUCCAAGAGGGACAAUGGCCUUCUCCUCACCACCAUCUCCGCCCUACUCAAAGACCUCAGGAACAUAGAGAUGCGCCAACGGCAGGAACUUUACAAGGCGGGUCUGCUCUCCUCUGCCCGCUACGGCACCCAUGAUGGCAGCCUGGGGCCUGGUGAGGGACGCAAGAAGCCCCGCGGCAAAUGGCUGGCACUGGAGUCCUCAGAGAGACGCUGUCAGAUCUGUCAGCAUCUCUGCUACUUGUCCAUGGUGGUUCAGGAGACUGACAAUGUGGUCUUCUGUCUGGAGUGUGCCCUGCGCUAUGUGGAGAAGCACAAGUCCUGCAGAGGCCUUAAGAUGAUGUACCGAUACGAUGAGGAACAAAUCAACAGUUUGGUGAACCAGGUGUGUGGCCGGGCCAUGUUAAAGAGUGGUGGCGGCGGUGGCGGUGCAGUCGUUGUCGGAGCAGGAGGAGGGGACCCUUGCCACGGCCUCAGCCCUGCCAAAGCAUCGCCGGCCAAGCGAGGUCCCCGAAAGCGCGCCACCGUGGAGGUGUCCCUGGCACGCCUGUCCUCCAGCCACAUCCCCAAGGCUGCGGCUGUGUCCUGAGGAGAUGCCUCAACAUCGUCACCCUGUGCGCUGUGCCCAUAUCCCGCCCCCAACCCUCCCAGACUCCCUCGAUUUUUUACAUUAAGCAGGAUCACUAUCAAUCCCUCCUCCACCACCCCAUAUUUAAGAUCUGUUGUUUUUUAGCUUUGAAAAUCCCCUCACCUGACCUCAGCCCCCUCCCCAUCCUUCUCCAAAAGAUAUUCACCUCCCCCCUUAGAAUGACAGGCUUGUUUAUAAAAAAGAAAAAAAGAAAAGCAAGAUGUCUUUUUUGCACUAGUGUGAAAGAAGAAUUUGUUUUUAUUCUUGGAUGAUUUUAGAAUCCCCACCCCCCCUCUUUAAGUCGUCCUUUACAACAUUACAAGCAUUACAAGUUCACAAGAAGACUUGACGGGCCCUGUUGUACUCUUUACCUCCACCCAACCAUCUUCCCUUAACUGAAAUGGGUUACAUUUGUUACCUUUUUCUUGCAUCACUCUUUCCUGCCCUCUUGUCGCCCCUGAGACUGAACCCCAUCCUUUCUCAUCACGCGUCACUCAACUGUGAACAUGGGACGAAUGAAAAGGCGGCCUUUUUUUUUUCUCCCCGGUUUUCUGAAAUGAAAAUGACAUCAAGUAGUUACCCAAAGUUUCUCUCUGUCCUUGGUUUGAGGAAGAGGGGUCCUUUUUUAUUGUUUAUUGAUUUUUAUUAUUUCUUGAUGCAGCUGCAUUGUUUUAAAAAAAAAAAAAAAGGGGGGGGGGGGGGGUUGGCGACGCGAGGUAAAAACUUGAAAGACAGACGAUGUUGGUUUAUUGUUGGUUAGCUAUGUUUUUUCAACAUCUAUUUUGAAUUUUAGCUUUGUUUUUGCUAGGUUUUUUGCGAGAAGUCUUCUGUGUAAUUUUUUUUUUUUUUUUGUCAUUGUGGAUGUUUCUGUUCGUUGGUGGAUGUGAGAGGGGGCAGAGCUACAGCUGCUUGACCUGUGAAAGGUCACCGCUCACCUCACUUCCUGGUAGUAUGGAGGGAUUCCUCCUUCGCUAGCAAGUGAAAACUGUGCCUGAUACUUAGCGAGGAGAUCCAUUUUAUUGGUGCUGUUGGUUAUAAUUACUGUAUAACAACACAAAUUAAAAUCUGGGGGUUAGCGCCUGCUAUCAGCUAACAGCUAGCUCGCGCAACCCCCACCCCACAGGGCAGAAAGGCUUUCAGGCUUUUCUGGUUCUAGAUGUGCAAUCGUGUUAACAUUCCAUUCUUCCAGUCCUCUUGUUUCAUCUGUACCAGUAAACAUUAAUUAUUAUAUUAUAUUAUUAUUAUUAUUUUGUGUUUUUUACUUUUGUUGAUCUGAUGUUAUCUCAAGUAGAGCCACUAGUCAAAGAGUGUAAAAUGUGAAAUAUCAAAUCCAAGUUUUGUUUUUUUUUUUUUUUUCUUUUGUCUUUUGUUUUUUGGCUUUUG